Corythoichthys intestinalis (scribbled pipefish) is the source of this 2992-nucleotide messenger RNA. RefSeq names its product HSPA (heat shock 70kDa) binding protein, cytoplasmic cochaperone 1 (gene hspbp1). Gene Ontology annotation, molecular function: adenyl-nucleotide exchange factor activity; protein binding. Gene Ontology annotation, cellular component: endoplasmic reticulum. The record is from RefSeq and is a predicted model, not a curated record. The transcript is spliced from 9 exons. Bases 274 to 1266 code for a protein of 330 amino acids. NCBI's taxonomy places the organism in Eukaryota, Metazoa, Chordata, Actinopteri, Syngnathiformes, Syngnathidae.
CUACCUUAACCCAGCUAGUUAAACCUCUACCUACGGCUCUGACCAAUACGUUUUUCAUAAUGAACCGUAGUAAGUAUAACAGUCUUGAUUACUGUGUAAAGAAAAUUUUUAAAUUGAAGCAAGCGUAAGAAAAUUACUCCCAUACUGCAAGACAAAAAAGACAACCCAACUUCAUCUGUCUUCUGGUACAAAGAAGGCGUCAACCCUCUGGCCCAUCAAAAAGACUCCGUGAUCACAUUUGCUCAGUAACAUUUCAAGACCAUUUGAAGCAACAUGGCCGAAGACGGACAAAACAGAAGAUACCCCCAGAAUCUUCAGGGAGUCCUACAAUUGGCAAUCGAUGCUGGCUCCGGUGCAGAGGGUCCUGCUCCUGUCGAACCCAUUUCAGAGGAGAGGAGCGUGUGGUUGAGGGAGGCUCUCGCAGAGGUCUGCAAAGGACAGAUGGAUGAAGUGGAGCAGAUGAAGCAGUGCUUGGCUAUCCUGAACAAAGAGGAGGUGAACGGUGUGGGGGAUGGGGAUGAGGAAGAUGAAGAUGAGCGGGAAUCUGCUUUUGAGUUGCUGUCUGAUUUGUGUGAGAACCUUGACAAUGCCAGAGACCUGAUGGUUCUGGGGGGGCUGGAUUUGUGCGUCUCCCGAUAUUUGUGUCAUGUCCAAAGUAGGUUGAGAUGGAGUGCUGCUCAGCUGAUUGCUGCCUGUGCCCAGAACAUGCCACAAGUGCAAGAUCACUUGCUAAAGAUAAGCGCUUUGCCUAAACUUCUACAGCUGACAGACUCAGACCCCCACCCCACAGUCAGGGUCAAAGCCCUUUAUGCAGUCUCAUGUCUGGUGCGAGAGCAGGAUGCGGGACUGGCAGCAUUCCUGUCCCUUGAUGGCUUCUCGGUGCUGAUGAGAGGCAUGCAGUCGGAACAUGAGAAGCUUCAGACUAAGUCGGCGUUCCUUCUGCUCAACCUGCUGACGUCACAUCCGGAACAGAAAGACACAGUGGUCUCCAUGGGGAUGGUGCAACAGCUGGUCUCAGUGCUGCGCUCAGCACACUCACCUGUUCACGAACACGUGCUCGGUGCCCUUUGUAGCCUGGUGAAAGACUGUGAAAAGGGACUCAAAGAUUGUCGGGAUCCAUCUCUCGGUCUUGAAGAGUUAUUGCGACUGCGAGCAAGAGAGCUCCGAGGAAAAGAGGAAAGUCAGGAAGAACUGGAAUUCUGUGAGGGCUUGAGAAAAGCUUGUUUUGGCGGACACCAGUCAGAUGACCACGUGAUGGAUCGCUGACCUCCAGCGUGAUGCUCGUGAACAUCUCCUGGAUUCAUGAUGUUAACAUGAAAGAUUUUAUUUGCGUGUAAAAGCAGUCAUUUCCUGCAUGUUAUCCAAUACAUUGUAAAUAGGUUAUUAUGUGUUGGGAACUUCGGUCAAACAUUAUCGCAAGUAAUAUGUGAAGCAAUAUCUAUUUUCGUUGUCAUUGUUCAAAAUCAAUACAUGUGUCAGUUUGUUGUCAAAGCAUGACUCGUAUACUGUAUAUGAGUUUCAUCAAUUUUCUUUACUGUAUUUAUUGAUAACAAAAACAAAAGUAUUUUAUACAUGUAAGUAGUGUUGCACAGAUACUAGCAUUCGAUCAUUUGCUGCCAACCCUCUCACUUCAUCAAAUUGGACAUCUAGUGAUGUAUAUGGCAGAAAAUGAAUUAAGCAAUGUAUGUCCAAGCCAAAUCAAUUACUUUCCAUUCGAGUAGGCAAUAAUUUUGUGCUAAAGGAUAAGGGUUCUUCAAAAAAAUCUAUCAGCAUUGGCCAAUAGCACAAUAGCCAGGUGUCGAAAUCUGUAUUUGUGCAACAUUACAUAUAACAAUCAGAUCCCAUUGACAACCCUCAUUAAAAUAGAUUUGUUACUUCAAUAUAACUUUUUGCAAUAUGCAUUAAAUAUUUUCCAAACCAAUUUUGUCAUUAUUUUAAAGCAAUAUCAAACAACAAUAUAGAAUACAAAAACAUACAGUACAUUACCAAUGUACAGGGAUCCCUCGUUUUUCGCAGUUAAUGGGGACCAGAAUCCACCAGGAUUAAUGAAAAACAGCAAAGUAGCGCCACGCCCCAACCCAAUUUUUUUUUUUUCAGGCCAAUGUAUUCAGAUUUAGCAUUGGAAAAAAAAACAUAUACCUUAAGACAUGUUUUUUCACUUGUUCUCCAAAAGUACAAUAAAAACAAAAACGAUGUACAUACUGUCUAUUUUAAUAAAUGGUUUUUAAGCACGUCAAAUGUAAUAAUUAUGAUAAAUUUUAAACAUGUUAGAGAUGUCGAUCGAUCGGGUCCGAUCACAUCAUUUUCAAAGUAUCGGAAUCGGCAAAAAAAUAUCGGACAUGCCUUUUUUUAAUAUAUGUAUGUUUUUUAAUUUAAUCGUUUUCUAAUUGUAUUUAACGUUACAGACAUAAUAUGUUACACUCAUCCAGAGUCUUUAGUUUAGGCUUAAGGUAGGGUUAUCAAAUUUAUCCCGUUAACGGCGGUAAUUAAUUUUUUUUAAAAAUGAUCACGUUAAAAUAUUUAACGCAAUUAUUGCAUGCGCUGCAUGACCCACUCGCGCAUUGUAGCGUUCAAUCUGUAAUGGCGCCGUUUCACCUAUAUAUAGAGCUAAAAGGCAGCGUAAAAUGAGUGAAUUUUUGCAGCCUUUGGAGCAUUUUUUAAUUUGCUAAAGCCUUACAAUCCCUUUCCCUACGAUUGGAAAUAUCGUGGGAAGCAAUGUGGGGAAGAAAGAUAGUAGUUGAUCUUUUUCUUAACACCCUAUGUUAUUUCCCAACGCAGAGAAGAUAUAUCAAUUGGUACCACUACGCACAGUCAUGGGUGCACUUCCCAUCAUGCAUUUGGGCACAACAGUUAAAUGGCUACAGUAUCAUUUACUGAAAGCUCACUACACUAGACACUAGAUGGCAAUAUUUAGUCACAAUAUACAAGGUCACAUUUAUCCUUUAAGAAUUACAAGUCUUUCUAUCCAUGGAUCCCUCUCACAGAAAGAAUG